GGGCAACGAAUGUUACGCGCCAAAAAGCAUCGAGGAAAAAAAAAAAAACGCGUCGUCCUUCCCACUUUUUUUUUCAGCCGAUUUGGCGGAGAUCAAACGACGUCAUUUGAAAACAGACAGCGCAUAAGGACGACUAAGAACUUCAAAGAUGCCUUUCUCGAGGUGCGUUGAAUGCUCCCACGACAAGCGGAAGCCCUCGCUCGAGAGGAAGGAGCCCCGCGCAGGUGGAAGCCAGGAGAAGGGCCAGGACGGGUCUCCUCCAGCGAAGAAGAAGCCCUUUGUCCUCCUCCCCUUUGUCUGCGAAGUGUGCGUCCAGCGGCACGUCACAGGCUCUAACUCCCGUGCGGAGGAAAAGGGAGAGAGCGUCGAGCGAAAGGAUCCCAAGCGAGUGAGGAUCGAGGAGGACGUGGUGCGCGGCGAGGCGGGGAGGAAGAGUCCGGAGCCGCAGGAGCAGGCAGGCCAGGGCAUCAAGGACCAGGCGGUGGGCGUGAAGGGAGUCCCGGUCAAGGCGUUUGCGCACCAAGAACCUGCUAAUCCUCUGGGUGAAGGGGACGCCGCGGACUCUCCCGAGAACCCCUUGCAGAGCGCGAAAGGAAAUGCAAUGAUCAAGGAAAUUGCUAAUAUCUCUCGGGGCAAGCAGAGCGGGGAGACCUCUGGCCUGCGAGCCAAAGGGAAACCGGGGGAGAUCCAGGUAGAGUCAGCUGAUUCCACCGCGCCGGAUGCUGCAUCUUCGGUGGUCCUUGCAGCUGAUCCCGACCUACCGGAUCCACCAGAGACAAGCACCUCGAAGGUGGCUUGUGGUCCGGUGCUGACGCGGAUCAGAGACAGUAUUUGCCCCGGCCACGCAGUGAGAACCCUCCCAAAGUCGCUGUACUUCUCACGUUCUGAGUCGGGGGUGCAGGUGCUGACGAGGGUCGAGCUCCGGCCGGACGUAGCCUUUGGACCUGUGGCGGGACCCUUCGCAGCGCCUCCUUCCCCUGGCAAGGCUACGAGUCAGCCCGGCGCAGGCAACGAUGGGAAUGCCACGAACUGGAUGUCCUUCGUCAGGAAAACCUCCGACAAGGCCCUUGCCAAUCUCCAGUUUUGCUUCAUUCGAGGCAAGAUGUAUUACCGAGUCAGCCGUCUGGUCCCAAGGAAUUCAGAAUUGAUCCUACUACUCAAUGAUCAUUGAGAACUGGGGACGCAAGGAGGCUUCCGGUGAAGAUUACGGACGCUAGCUUAAAUCUGUGCACACACAAACUAACAACACGCACGCGCACGCACACAGACACACAGACACACAGACACACAGACACACAGACACAGACACACACACACACACACACACACACACACACACACACACACACAC
Penaeus chinensis is the source of this 1351-nucleotide messenger RNA. RefSeq lists its product as uncharacterized. NCBI's taxonomy places the organism in Eukaryota, Metazoa, Arthropoda, Malacostraca, Decapoda, Penaeidae. The transcript has 6 exons. The record is from RefSeq and is a predicted model, not a curated record. The coding region runs from base 149 to 1171 and encodes 340 amino acids.